AUGUCGAGCAUUAUCAACAAGGUCAAGGACGCCGUUAGCGGCCACCAUGGGGACACUCAUGACUCCAAGACAUCUGGUACCCAUGAUACACAUGGAUCCUCCCACAACACCCACAACGCCAAGGACAACGUUCCUGGUCAAUACACAUCUACUGGUGCAGGAUCUAACACCUACGGUUCUUCCACUGGGCCUGAAAGCUACAAUACCGGUGGCUUCAACUCUGGCGCUCCUGGCACCCACCAUGGCUCAUCCACCACAGCAGGAACUGGAUAUGGCUCUGGCGUUGGCGUUGGCGGUGGCUUGGGCUCAGGUUCAGGUUAUGAGACUGGAACCCACGGCUCAUCAACUGGAGCUGGUCCCUACAGCACUGGUGCUAACAACACCUACGGAUCUUCCACCACGGGCACUGGUAUUGGUGGCCACAGCUCUGGUAUUCACCAUGACUCCCGUACCGGCCCUAUCGGUGCUGGUUCCAAUACUUACGGAUCGGAGCCGGUAGGCGGAUACGGCUCAAGCAACACUGGAACCUAUGGCUCCAGCAACAUCAAUGCAGGCCCUCACGACUCCAAGUUGGCUAACAAGCUUGACCCCCGCGUCGACAGUGAUCUUGACAACCGUGGAAAGCAUGGAACCAGUGGAUCUCAAUUUUCCAGUGGUGGUGCCUUUGACUCCAACCCGAACACGGCCUCCACCGGUUACGGCUCUGGAAACCCCAUCUCUGGAAGUGACAACUUCGGCAGCUCCACUGGCCACUCCGCUGGCCACUCCACCGGCUACGGUUCCAACCCCAUCUCCGGUAGUGAUACCUACGGCUCUACUGGCCGCACCACUGGUGGACUCUCCAACAACCCAAUCAGCGGUAGUGACAACUAUGGAGGCUCUACACACGGCCACGGCCCCGGCCACAACACGUCUGGUUUGCACAACACCCAUGGCCUUGAUAGCCGCACCGGCGAGCAGGGUUUCGGUGGAAACACAACCGGUGGUAGCAGCUACAAUGAGAACACCUCGAAGACUGGCAAGACCACCGGUCCUCACAGCUCUGACCUCUUGAACAAGCUGGACCCCAGAGUCGACGAGAAGAGCAACCCCAUCAGCAACCAGCGCAGUGGUUACUAG
Penicillium soppii is the source of this 1119-nucleotide messenger RNA. RefSeq lists its product as uncharacterized. The record is from RefSeq and is a predicted model, not a curated record. The transcript has 3 exons. The coding region runs from base 1 to 1119 and encodes 372 amino acids. NCBI's taxonomy places the organism in Eukaryota, Fungi, Ascomycota, Eurotiomycetes, Eurotiales, Aspergillaceae.